UCCCGGGCCAGGCCGUUUUGCCCCUGACGCUAAUCUUCCUUGAGAAAGGAAAGAGGACUUUUUCCUUUUCGGAAAAUACAGAAACUUGGAGGCAGCAGUAGUUAAGAUUCAGGCCAAACUGGUAAAUGACGAAGGGUCUUCUUCCAAAACCAAGGAGGAAGGGUUGUCCGGCAGAUAAUCACCAGAAUGGGAGUGAAUGACUUGUGGCAAGUUCUGGAGCCUGUUAAGCAACACAUCCACUUACAUCAUCUUAGUGGGAAAACCAUUGCAGUUGAUCUGAGUCUCUGGGUAUGUGAGGCACAGACAGUUAAAAAAAUGAUUGGAACCGUCAUGAAGCCCCACCUCAGGAACCUAUUUUUUCGUAUCUCAUAUUUAAUGCAAAUGAAUGUAAAACUGGUUUUUGUUAUGGAAGGGGAGCCACCAAAGCUGAAAGCAGAUGUCAUGAAAAAGAGGAAUGAGAUUCGGUAUGGGCCUUCUGGAAAAACAUCGUCUCAAAAAACAGGGAGAUCACAUUUUAAAUCACUGUUAAAAGAGUGCCUGGAGAUGCUAGAAUGUUUAGGAAUCCCCUGGGUUCAAGCUUCUGGGGAAGCUGAAGCCAUGUGUGCUCACCUCAAUGCUGGUGGUCACGUAGACGGCUGCCUCACCAAUGAUGGAGAUGUCUUCCUGUAUGGGGCUCAGACUGUUUACAAAAAUUUCACUAUGAAUACAAAGGAUCCACAUGUUGACUGUUACACAAUGUCCUCUGUCAAGAGUAAACUAGGUUUGGAUAGAGAUGCUCUGGUUGGACUAGCAAUACUUCUUGGCUGUGAUUAUCUCCCAAAGGGUGUCCCUGGAGUUGGAAAAGAGCAAGCAUUAAAACUUAUACAGAUUUUGAAAGGGCAAAGUUUACUUCAGAGGUUUAAUCAAUGGAAGGAAACAUCUUAUUACUCUAACCAACAACCACUAGUUGCUAAAAAACCAGCUCAUUGCUCUGUGUGUUCCCAUCCAGGUUCACCUAAGGACCACGAACGUAAUGGAUGCAGAUUAUGUAACAGUGAUAGAUACUGUGAACCACAUGAUUAUGAAUACUGCUGUCCUUGUGAGUGGCACCUUACAGAACAUGAAAGGCAACUAAAUGGAGUAGAGAACAAUAUUAAGAAAAAAGCUUGCAGUUAUGAGGGAUUCCCAUUCCAUGAGGUUAUUCAAGAAUUUCUUUUGAGCAAGGAUAAAUUAGUGAAGGUAAUCAGGUACCAAAGACCUGAUUUACUAUUGUUUCAGAGAUUUACUCUUGAAAAAAUGGAGUGGCCCAAUCACUAUGCCUGCGAGAAAUUGUUGGUGCUUUUGACCCAUUAUGACAUGACAGAAAGAAAGCUUGGUAGAAGGAGCUCUGAUCAACUACAGCCAAUUCGAAUUGUUAAGACCCGAAUCAGAAAUGGAGUACAUUGCUUUGAAAUAGAAUGGGAAAAGCCUGAACAUUAUGCUGUGGAAGAACCUGGAGAAUCGAUUCUAACAAUUGAAGAAGAAUCAUUAUUUGAAGCAGCCUAUCCCGAGAUUGUUGCUAUUUAUCAAAAACAAAAGUUAGAAAUUAAAGGGAAGAAACAAAAAAGUAAGAAAAUUAUGCCUAAAGAAAACAAUUUACCAGAAUCAGAUGAUGCAAUGAGCUUUCGGUCAUGCAUGACUUUAAAACCCACAUGUGAAAUCUUUCCUAAGCCAAAUUCCAAGUUAAAUAUGGAAAUUUUUUCUGAUCCUACAUUACCACAGGAAUCUAUUUCUGCCUCUUUGAAUAGCUUGCUUUUACCUGAAGAUGCUCCCUGUGAAGAACAGUUCAUGUCUUCUCCAAGACCUUUGAUUACACAGCAAAUUGCAGCUGUCAAAGAGUCUUUAGCUUCAGAACAUAAUCAACCCAGUACCUCAUCUCAUAAUACAUCUGUAAUUGAUGAUCUACAGUUGAGUACCAUUGACUGGGAAGGUACUUCUUUUAGUAAUUCCUCAGCUAUUCAGAGGAACACUUUCUCACAUGGUUUAAAAUCAAAACUUGAAUCAGAGCAAUCAGUCAUCCCUAAUGCCUUUGAAAAUAUCCCAGAACAAUUGUUAUGUGAAUCAGAAAGGUACACCACAAAUGUCAAUAAAGUCUUAAAUUGGGAUCUUCAUAAGAUUAGUCCUGAAGAGCAUCUACUUCCUGGCAUUGGUGAUUUAUGCCUUCAGGAUUUGCCUUUAAAGGAAAGAAUAUAUAUAAAAUCAUUAUAUCCACAGGAUAAUAUACAACCAGAUGUCAACCUGAAAACAGCCCUACUUAGGGGAAAAGAAUCUUGUAUUGGUAAGUGUAGUUCUAAUUGCCCAUCAUGUCUCUCAAAGGAUCUUCCAGGAAUUCAUUUGCAAAAUGAAUCCAGAAACCCUAAAGUUGUAAAAGGAGACCAACUGCUUCAAGGAAACUAUAAAGUCAAUACUUCUAUACCUUUUUCUUUUAAUAAUCCAGUAGUGAAGACCUCCAACAUUAAAGCUAACCCACCAAAUACUGCUGUAGAUACAAGAAAAAUCAACAUACAUAUUACUCAGAAAAUUGUGAUGAAGAAGAGUGUUUGCCUUGACAGACAUUCCUCUGAUGAAGAAAGUACCCCAGUUUUUGGGAAAGCUAAGCACACAGCUCAAAAAGUGAAGCACAGUUUUCAGAAGCAUAAUCUAGCCCAAGUCAAAAAAAUUGACUAUAACAAGUUGAGUAACCUUAAGGUACAUGUUGAAAAAACUAAACAGUGUUUCAGGUCUAAUAAAAGAGACGGAAAUGAAGAAAACUGUUCCCAAGAUCAAGCAAAAAGUUCUCUGAGUUUUCUACAUUGUCAUAAGAAAGAAGAUAACCCAAGUACUCAUAUGGAUACUUUUCUUCCUUUAAGCCAGAGAUUAAAACUAAGGUUCCAAAGCACUUGAAAUGAAACUGAAAAUACUUAAGUAGUAUGUAUAACUUAUUGUUCUAGUACUAUCAGCAUUAGCAGAGGUAGAGAGAAAAUAUCCAGUUAAUGUUCAAUAGAAAAUUUAAUGUAGUUCUAUAUGUCAUGAAACAUUUUUGCCCUUUUAAUCAAAAUUAUAAUUAAACAUGUUACCUAAAAGUUUAGGGGUUUUUUUGCCAUGAGAAGACUGUUUUAUUUAAUUUUUUUUGUUUUUUUUUUAAUUUUCUGAUUUUUUUAUUAUUAAAUCAUAGCUGUGUACAUUAAUGCAAUCAUGGGGCACCAUACACUUUUUUUUUUAAUUGAUAAAUCAUAGCUGUGUACAUUAGUGCAGUCAAGGGGUAUAAUGUGCUGGUUUCAUAUCAAUCUGAAAAAUUUUCAUCAAACUGUUCAAAGUAGCCUUCAUGGCAUUUUCUUAGUUAUUGUAUAUAGAUAUUUGUAUUCUGCCUUUAGUAAGUUUUGCCUGUACCCUUUCUAAGAUGCACCAUAGAUGUGGCCCCACCCAUUAACCUCCUUCCACCCUAACCUCCCCCUCCCUUCCCCUUCCUUGGCCCUUUCCACAUAGUCUUGUGCUAUAGUUGGGUUAUAGCCUUCAUGUGAAAGCUAUAAUUUAGCUUCAUAGUAGGGCUGAGUACAUUGGAUACAUUCUCUUCCAUUCCUGAGAUAGUUUGCUAAGAAGAAUAUGUUCCAGCUCCAUCCAUGUAAACAUGAAAGAGGUAAAGUCUCCAUCUUUCUUUAAGGCCGCAUAAUAUUCCAUGGUAUACAUGUACCACAAUUUGCUAGUCCAUUCGUGGGUCUAUGGGCACUUGGGCUUCUAACAUGA
Nycticebus coucang (slow loris) is the source of this 3741-nucleotide messenger RNA. RefSeq names its product GEN1 Holliday junction 5' flap endonuclease (gene GEN1). The transcript is spliced from 14 exons. Bases 187 to 2901 code for a protein of 904 amino acids. Lineage: Eukaryota; Metazoa; Chordata; Mammalia; Primates; Lorisidae. Gene Ontology annotation, molecular function: four-way junction DNA binding; 5'-flap endonuclease activity. The record is from RefSeq and is a predicted model, not a curated record.